Molecule: messenger RNA, 1248 nt
Organism: Paramecium pentaurelia
Lineage: Eukaryota; Ciliophora; Oligohymenophorea; Peniculida; Parameciidae
Source: the annotation of a GenBank genome assembly
AUGAAAGGAUUUAUGAAUCCAAUAUUUCAUCCUGUUGAUGAUGAAAUCACAGUUGAAGAGAGAAGAACUUUUUAAAUGCCUUUAUCUAAUUUUAAUUAGAAUAUAGAAUUGCCAAAAGAAUAUGAAAGAAUAUUUUCAUCAAUCACAGACUCAUCUUAACAGCUUAAUGAUAGCUUAUUAUAACCAUUUGAUAAUUCAAAAUAUGAAUAAACUCUUUUAUUUUAGAAUAAUAAUUGUCUAUAGAUUAAUCAUCAUAUCUCAUAAAAGAAUUAGCGACCAAUCGUUAAAUUUGACAAGAAUCGCUUAUAAUAAAUUCUAUAAAUUCUUGCUAAUUAUCAUUAAUGUAAAUAGAAACCAUAGAACGAAUAAAUAAUAAAUCAAAAUAAUAAUUCAAAGAAUAUUAAGGUAUCUUCUGAUACAAAAUAAAUUCAAUUCAACAAAAUGGAAAAUGUAAUUAAAAACGAUUCAACUCCAAAAAACCAACCUCAAUCUAUAUAAAAUGAAAAUGAUAUAAAGUCUCAUAAGCAAAGAUCUUCUACUAAUUAUACUCCAAGAGUUGAAACUUCAGCCAUUACUGUGUGUCAUUAUAGUUCCAAAAAUUUAGAUGCAAAUAUUAACUAGAAAUAAGAUGAUACAAAUAUUAUUUAACUUUUAUAAAAAAGAACAAAAUCUCAAUAUCACCCUAAAUAAUUGAUAAAAUCUUAAAUCGAUGAUAUUAAUAAGAAAAUCAUACAAUUUAAAAAUCUCAUCUUAAAAUCUAUUAAAUAUGAUCCUUUAUAUGAAUCAAUUUAAAUGUCAAUAGAUAAAAUUAUUUAAUAAAAUGAAGAUAGUAAUCUCUUACAAAAAGAAGUUGUUUAUCUUAAAGAUUUUACAAAUUCAAAAUCAUUUAAAGAAUCAAAAUAUUAUAUUUACUUUAAUGUUUAAAAAUUAAUAUCAUUAGCUAAAGAGAAGUAAAAAAAGUUAUAAAUAAUAAUGAUAUUCAAUAAAGAAGGUUAUUCAAAUGAUGGUCAUCAAAGUCCAAAAACAAAUUGUAUAUUGUCUAGAUAAACAACAUCAGAUAAUAUAAUAGAAGAAGUUUAAGAUGAUAAAAAAAGAUUUUUUCAAUUAGUUGUAAACAGAAAACUUGAAUUGCCAUUUAAUCAUCCAAGCAAAGAAUUAUUACUUAAUGAAUUAUAUGAAAAAGCAAUAAAAAUAGGUAUAAAGAAAUGUGAUUGGUAAUAAUUUAUCAUUAAUGAAUUGAAAUUUUGA